This is a messenger RNA of Apis dorsata (giant honeybee), 1572 nucleotides long. Its product is annotated as upstream stimulatory factor 1-like. Gene Ontology annotation, biological process: regulation of transcription by RNA polymerase II. The record is from RefSeq and is a predicted model, not a curated record. Gene Ontology annotation, molecular function: RNA polymerase II cis-regulatory region sequence-specific DNA binding; protein dimerization activity; DNA-binding transcription factor activity, RNA polymerase II-specific. The transcript has 5 exons. NCBI's taxonomy places the organism in Eukaryota, Metazoa, Arthropoda, Insecta, Hymenoptera, Apidae. Bases 374 to 1003 code for a protein of 209 amino acids.
AGUAAUCAGAAAUCGCCAUCUUGUGCACCACAUGACCUCGUUGCCGUGUCCCGUGACCAGCUCACGUGAAUUUUGACAAAUUCAAACGUUUUUGGUAGAAAAAAAAAUGGAUAUUUUGGAGCAGCAUCUCGAACAACAGGAUGUCAGGUAGUGUUUAUGUUAAAUAUCGACUGGCUGAUAAUGCGAACACCUAUCCCUCCUGUUUCGCUCGAGGUCUCCUCAAGGUCAUCACGUAGUGCACAGUGCGCACUUACAAGACUUAGGACAACGGUCGUGGAAUACUGUUAACGCAAAGGAUGACGGUGGCACAGGAAUUGUUAUUGAAGAAGCGGAAAUCGUAGACUGCGAAGGAGAAACUGUUGCAGAAGAUGGAAUGCGUUACCAAGAAGCACUUGCAUAUAGAGUAGUUCAAGUAAAUGGAACUACUGCUGGCAAUGAAAUAGAACUGCCAGUCACUCAACCAGGAAAUAACACUGUACAGGUCCUGACAUCCCCAUUAAAUGGUCAGUUUUACGUUAUUGGAAAUGCUAAUGAUGUUUUCACAACUGCACAAGCUUCUAGAUCAUUGGUUCCUAGAACCACUACUUUACAAAUAGAAACACCAAGGAAUUGUACCACUGUAUUAAAGAAGAGAGAUGAUAGAAGAAGAGCCACUCAUAAUGAAGUUGAACGUCGACGAAGAGACAAAAUAAAUAAUUGGAUUGCAAAAUUGGGAAAAAUUAUUCCUGAAUGCAAUGCAGCUGCAAAUGGAAGUGGUAGUGGUAGUGGUGAAGGAAAGGCAAAUUAUGAAACUCAGAGCAAAGGAGGAAUUUUGUCAAAAGCUUGUGAAUAUAUAACAGAAUUAAGAGCAGCCAAUCAGGGAUUGGGACAAUGUUUACGUGAUAACGAAAAACUACGACAAGAAAUAACUGCUUUGAAACAACUUGUUGCGCAAUUGAAACGUGAGAAUCUUCAACUCAGAUCACAAAUCUCGCCCUCUACAGGAACGAACGUUGACGUUUGAAUCCUUAAAGUUGUUAGUUUAUAAUAUAUUGCUUUUUUUUUGUAAAUAUUAGGAUAUAUGACCUGAUCGAUGAUUAAAAAAAAUAUUUUCUCUUUGGUUUCAUGGGAACCAAAACAAAUUUCAUUACACUGAAAUUAUACAAAUUCUUUGAAAUAUUGGUCUUAAUCGGUAUGGUCAUAAUUACCGUCAUAACUUUGUAUACCUUUAUGCUACUCUAUUUGAUUUUUAAAUAACGUGAUGUGAAUAUAGCGUCAUUUGUUUUAUCAAAUUAUAUUUGUUUUUUGAUUAAAUAAUUUGAUUAAAUAUUGAAAUGUUAUAAUCUUAAUAUAUUCAUGAAUACACUAUGGGUAACAAUUCAUAAUUAUAUAAUGAUGUCAAUGAAGUUGCAUCUAUUCGUUCGUUGCAUAAAACUUAUGAAAAAAAAUUUUAUUUUUAUGUAUGCAUGAGUGCGUUGGAUCGAAUUACCUCGUGUAUCUUGAACGAGCCAAGGCUGUGAAUAUUAAACAUUGAUUUGAAUUUUUCGGAUGUGCAAUUUUAAAUGAACUAAUUAAAAUUAAUUUAAAAAAAAA